Gorilla gorilla gorilla (western lowland gorilla) is the source of this 3322-nucleotide messenger RNA. RefSeq names its product apoptosis enhancing nuclease (gene AEN). The transcript is spliced from 4 exons. The record is from RefSeq and is a predicted model, not a curated record. The coding region runs from base 364 to 1341 and encodes 325 amino acids. Gene Ontology annotation, biological process: intrinsic apoptotic signaling pathway in response to DNA damage by p53 class mediator. Gene Ontology annotation, molecular function: nucleic acid binding; exonuclease activity. NCBI's taxonomy places the organism in Eukaryota, Metazoa, Chordata, Mammalia, Primates, Hominidae. Gene Ontology annotation, cellular component: nucleus.
AGACGCGCCGGGCUUCAGGUGAGAUCCAGGACCCUGCGCCGGGGCGGCGGGGUCGGGCGGGCUGAGGCCGCGUGUCCCGGGUCGCAGGUCCCCGCGCGUUGUUUCCGCCCCGGCCUGCGGCGGGGACGCCUGAACUGGGCUGACCCUGCCCUACCGGCCCGCAGAAAAGCAGGCCGGGCGCCGCCUGUCUCCAGCCCUCGCUCUGCUCGGGGGUCCAGGGCCAGAGGGGGCGGCGCUGGUCGUUGGGACUCGGCCCAGCUGCCGCGGCCAGCAAGUGACCAACGCCCGAGUCCUUCCCGGCUGCUGCCCCAUUGGAAGAUUACUCCCCAGGCUUCCCUUGCCCCAAGCAGUGAGCUGACUGGAAUGGUACCCCGGGAGGCCCCUGAGUCUGCUCAGUGCCUGUGCCCUUCCCUCACCAUCCCAAAUGCCAAGGAUGUGCUUCGGAAGAGGCACAAGAGAAGGAGCCGACAGCACCAGCGGUUCAUGGCCCGGAAGGCCUUGCUGCAGGAGCAGGGGCUGCUGAGCAUGCCUCCAGAACCAGGGUCCUCCCCACUGCCCACCCCUUUCGGGGCAGCAACAGCAACUGAAGCUGCCAGCAGCGGGAAGCAAUGUCUGAGGGCUGGAUCUGGCAGUGCCCCAUGCAGCAGAAGGCCUGCUCCCGGGAAAGCCUCAGGGCCCUUGCCCAGCAAGUGUGUGGCUAUCGACUGUGAGAUGGUGGGCACGGGACCCCGAGGACGGGUGAGCGAGCUGGCCCGCUGUUCCAUUGUGAGCUACCAUGGCGAUGUCCUCUAUGACAAGUACAUCAGGCCUGAGAUGCCCAUCGCUGACUACCGUACUCGCUGGAGUGGCAUCACUCGGCAGCACAUGCGCAAGGCUGUCCCCUUCCAGGUGGCCCAGAAAGAGAUCCUUAAGCUCCUGAAGGGCAAGGUGGUGGUGGGGCAUGCGCUGCACAACGACUUCCAGGCGCUCAAGUAUGUCCACCCUCGGAGCCAGACCCGGGAUACCACCUAUGUCCCAACCUUCUUCAGCGAGCCCGGCCUCCACACCCGGGCCCGGGUCUCUCUAAAGGACCUGGCCCUGCAGCUGCUGCACAAGAAGAUCCAGGUGGGCCAGCACGGGCACUCAUCAGUAGAAGAUGCCACGACAGCCAUGGAGCUCUACCGGCUGGUGGAGGUGCAGUGGGAACAGCAGGAGGCCCGCAGCCUCUGGACCUGCCCCGAGGACAGAGAACCUGACAGCAGCACAGACAUGGAACAGUACAUGGAGGACCAGUACUGGCCCGAUGACCUGGCCCACGGCAGCAGAGGAGGAGCCAGGGAGGCACAGGACAGAAGGAAUUGAGAAGGGGGCGGGGCUCCCUGGCUGGGCUUCCGGUGUGGCCGGUAGGAAGUGGGGGCCAGGAGAGCAGCGGGCACUCCUUCCUGGGCAGGGUGGGGCAGGAUGCAGUGAGCCAGCCCCAGGGCCAGAGGAGUUGGGGUCAUCUGUUACCUUGACACCCUCUGCUCACAGCAUAGCCCUCUCUCUCUCCAGGGCUGUUGGUUCUUUCUCCUGACUCCUGUGGUUUUGCUAAUGGCACUUUACAGACUCCAUGGAGAUGUCAGGUGGACCAUCUUCUAGGGCCCAGCAGGAGUAGGGAAUGUGCCAACAGACUGCCCAGGUUGCCGUGGCCUUCCCCACCCCCCAGAUCUCCUGAGUCAUCGUGCUGUGCUAAUGAAAGGGAUCAUAUCAUCCUCUCUGGGGAUGGUGGGUGGGGGUGUCAAUAUCCUGGAGCUCCCUUACCCCAACUCAAUGACUUGGGGUAAAGUUCUCUUCCUUUUGUUGCCUACCUCUUCCUCCACUCAUUUGGGUUCAGAAUAAACAUGCCCUGAAGUUAAAGAGGAGUUAAGUCCUAAAGGAGGCAUUUCUUCCCCACCUCCCUGACCUGGAACUCUGGCUACAGCCAUUGUAGGAACUCCGUGCCUGGCCUGUCAGCUCCCUGCUAGGCUACGGUGGAAUAGCAGAGCCCACAGGCUUCUCGUGGGGAGUUGGCUCCUUAACAUGCUUGGCAACAGAAAGCCUCAGGCACAGCUCAGGGAGGAGGGAAGGCAGGUAAGCUUUGGACGAGAACUGGCAUAUUUAUUUUGACCCAAAUCAGGGAUUUCCCCAGUCCACCCCGUACUGGGCUCUUAAGCAAAAGUCUGAGAAACAAGACAGUGGUUUGAAUUCUGGGGCCUUUGUGUAGAAUUGUGCCUGACCUUUAUUUAUUUAUUAAGAGCAGGGCCACUCGUCUAGGGGAGUGGAGUCUGCGUGUCUCCUGGGGCUGGGGCAGGGCAUUGGCGGUUAUGCAGUGGCCCUGAACCUGGUCUGGUGCCCCCUCAGCUCUUUGACAAUCACUGUGGCUGUUGGGUUUUCUCCCAUUUCUAAAAAUUUUCUCUUCUUUCCUAAGUGACAGUUUUGAAGUAUUGGAUAACCAAGAGCUCAGGUCACACAGACCUUGGAGCCCCACCUUUGCUUGCAGCUUAGCUUUGAGAUACUAAGCAAGCGAGGGACUUCACUCUUAAGCCUGUUUUUUCCCCAUCUGUAAAAUGGGGAUAGUGGUACGGCCUACCUCAUAGGGUUGUAAUGAGCACUAAAUGUGAAGUGCUUGGCACAGUGCCUGGCACAUGGUGAGCCACAGCUACUGUGAGUUUCUGUUUAUCCCUUUUUUUUUUUUUUAAGCCUAAAAAAGGGCCACAACAUUGUUUAUUCUUUGAGAAUUUGUUGUAACUUCUUCAGGAUAACACCUGAGUCCACAGGCUGAGCAGCUGUGGCCCAGACAGAACUGCUCCGGCUUGGUUGUUCCAGCAGGUGGGGCGCUGGCCUCGGUGAGGGCACAGCAGCAAGGUUCACGGAUAUCCGUGUGUCUUGUUUGUGGCCACCAGGCACAGGUUUGGCUUCCGGUCAGUGUCCCGACACUGUGCGGGAGGUGACAACAGAGCAAAGCAGCACAGGGGUCAGGGAGGUAGGGACACUGCUGAAAUCACACUACCCCACCCUCAGCUGAAGCCCCACGUUCCACAAACUUGGGGUCAUAGAUUGUCCAGUCACUGGCUCCCUCCCUGUCAGCACAGCACAGAGGAAGGGGCUAACUGAAUCUUUUACCACUUCUGGCCUGGCUCCAGAACUUUGUUCUAGAUUCCUUAAAAGUCGGUAGCUGAUGUCAAACUCAACUGAGCAGCAGCUUUGAUCCCUUGGUCUGGGGGUCGAAGGAAGAUGGCGCUGUUAUCAGCGGGGAAAUGUACUAUUUAAGAUCAGCUUUGUUGUAAAACCAUUUGUUCUAGAAUAAAACUCAAUUGGAAAAGUG